AUGCAUCGAAAAUAAAAAUAAAGAUGUGAUAAUUUGAUUGAUAAUUUUAAUAAAUAAGUAGAAAAUGUUGAAUAAUUUUUUAAUUAAAAAUGGGAAUCAGAUAAGAAUAUUGAUUAUGUUAAAAAAGAAAGAUUCGUACUUUUGAAUUCUCAAUUAAUAGUUGAUUUCUUAAAUUCUAAAAUUAAAUUUAAUGAAUAUAAAAAAUUAAUUACAACAGUCAUUUAUAAUAGACUAAACAAUUAAUUAAUUCGUUUAAUAAUUUAUAUCAAUAAUUAUAAUUAUACUUCAUUUAAUAUUUUAAUUAUAAAGUAUAUUUUAAAUAAAUAUCAUCAUUUAAUUAUUAUGUAUGGACAAAUUAUAUUAACAAGGUAUUAAUUAUAUUACAUUUAUUAUUCUUAGGUUAUUAAUAAAUGA
Paramecium pentaurelia is the source of this 414-nucleotide messenger RNA. The record is from the annotation of a GenBank genome assembly. Lineage: Eukaryota; Ciliophora; Oligohymenophorea; Peniculida; Parameciidae.